AUGACGCUCGUUGAAAAUGAAUGGCGAAAUGAUCGUACAAUGAAGCGCUCUCGAGAUUCAUUCUGGGAUAGCGAUCGUUGGUACCGUGACUGGGAUGACUGGCCAUUGGACUGGCCUCGACCUGGUGAAGUUGUGCGACGUUGGAGAUCCGAUUUUGAUCGGGAUGGCUUCUGGGAUUGGCCAUCAGAUUGGCCUCGAAUGGAUGCUAUAAUGCCAAGGUUUUCCUCACGUCUCGAUCAUUUGGAUCGAAAUUGGCGUUCCGAUCCAUUUUGGCGUGAUUUGUACCCACGCUGGGCAGAACCAAUUUUCAAAGAAGGUAUUGAUAUUCGUACCAAUAUCAUUAAUGAUGCGUCACGUUUUGUCGUAGAAAUUGACGCAUAUCAAUUUCGACCGGAAGAGAUACAGGUGAAAACAAUAGAUGAUACGUUGUUGAUCGAAGGUCGACAUGAGGACGUUCGUGAUCGUGAUAAUUUCACAAAGAUGUACUUCGUGCGCAAGUAUCAGCUACCGUUAGACGUAAAUCCCAUGGAUAUUUCAAGCACCAUUGAUAGUACAGGUCGUCUAUUUGUUGAAGCAAAAAAGCAGCCAUCAAUUCAAGGACGUGGACGUAUAAUUCCAGUAGAAGGAUCGUCACGGCGUAGUGAAGUCCGCAUGCCACGAAAUGAUACUACCCGAAGCCAUGAAGAUUCCGAUUCAUACGGAUCGCGUGUGCAGCAGCAGUCAAUACCUAGUCAUCGUUCACACAGUUCCUAUUCUUACCAGCAUAGUCGGACAACUACCGGUGGCUCACCAAGCGGUACCUAUCGCGAACAUAGCAUUCCAAUCACUGAAACUGGAAUGAAUUCGCGAGCUGCCGAAAAAAAAGCAUCUGAACAAUUUCAUUCUCACGAAAGACGUGAACGUGAAGAGUAUCGCUCAGAAUCCAAAAAUGACUAUCGCAGUCAAUCAUCUAGACAAGAUAGCGGUUUCCAGGACAGUGGUUCUUUAUCCGUCAAACAGGAUGGUCCACGAAAUAGUGAUACGAAUUCCAAUAAUGUUCGUAAUGUUCCGAUUCUUCGAAAAACAUUUAAAUAA
Molecule: messenger RNA, 1074 nt
Organism: Brugia malayi
Lineage: Eukaryota; Metazoa; Nematoda; Chromadorea; Rhabditida; Onchocercidae
Gene: Bma-hsp-43
Exons: 7
Coding region: 1-1074 (357 amino acids)
Biological process (GO): protein refolding; response to heat
Molecular function (GO): protein folding chaperone
Source: RefSeq, a predicted model, not a curated record